AUGAAGUGGCUUGGAAUCCUAGGGCUGGUGACCCUCUCAGAGUGCCUAGUCACAAUCCCUCUAACGAAGACCAAGACCAUGCGAGAAAUCCUCAGGGAGAAAAACCUUCUGACAAAUUUCCUGGAGAACACUGAUGACCCAUCCCAGAAUGCCACUGAUGACCCGAAUAUUUUUCUUCACCCCCUGAGGAACUACAUGGAUCUGUCCUAUGUUGGCAACAUCACCAUUGGAACACCCCCUCAAGAGUUCCGGGUCGUCUUUGACACCGGCUCAUCUGACUUGUGGGUGUCCUCCAUCAACUGCUCCACUCCCUCCUGCUGUGCACGUAAGCUCUUCGACCCUCAUUCAUCCAGCACAUUCCAGUCCUCAAGCCGGCCCAUCAAAAUCAAAUACGGCUCUGGGAUGGUGAUUGGAUUCCGUGGCUAUGACACAGUUCGGAUUGGGAAACUCAUCGACCUGCGCCAGGCAUUUGGCCUAAUCAAUAAACAGAUUGGCUUGGAUCAUGUAAACUUUGAUGGCGUCCUGGGCCUUGGGAAUUCCCUCCUUGCCCACCAAGGGAUCACCCCUGUCUUUGACAACCUGAAGAAACAGGGUAUCAUUUCUCAGCCUGUCUUUGCCUUCUACUUCAGCACUGGGAAGGAGAAUGGCAGCGUGGUGAUGUUUGGUGGGGUGGACCACAGCUACCACAAAGGACAGCUCAAGUGGAUACCAGUGUCCCACACCCUCUACUGGCAGAUAUCCAUGCACCGCAUCACCCUGAAUGGGGUGGUUGUUGCUUGUCUCCACGGCUGCCAGGCCAUUUUGAAUACCGGAACUACAUACCUUCUUGGCCCAAGUACAGUGGUCAAUACCAUCCAGAAGCGCAUCACCGCCAGGCUUGUCAGUCAAGAGUACAUGGUUCCAUGUAACGAUAUCACAAAACUGCCUAGUUUCAUCUUCACCAUCAAUGGAAAUGAUUACCCAGUGCCCGCUCAAGCCUACACCUGGAAGGGUCCCCAGGGCACCUGUUUCAGCAACUUUAAAGGGGGCACAGAGAAGUGGAGCUCACUUGAGACCUGGAUGCUGGGUGAUGCUUUCCUGAGGCUGUAUUUCUCUGUUUAUGAUCGGGGAAACAAGAGGAUUGGCUUGGCUCCUGCAGUGUAA
This is a messenger RNA of Hippopotamus amphibius kiboko, 1143 nucleotides long. RefSeq names its product pregnancy-associated glycoprotein 2-like. The record is from RefSeq and is a predicted model, not a curated record. The coding region runs from base 1 to 1143 and encodes 380 amino acids. Gene Ontology annotation, molecular function: aspartic-type endopeptidase activity. Gene Ontology annotation, biological process: proteolysis. The transcript is spliced from 9 exons. NCBI's taxonomy places the organism in Eukaryota, Metazoa, Chordata, Mammalia, Artiodactyla, Hippopotamidae.